AUGGCUGUCAAGAGUCUGUGGGAUGAUCCUGGAAUACAGGAGUGCUAUGAUCGGCGCAGGGAGUACCAGCUGUCCGACUCCACCAAAUACUAUCUCACAGAUCUGGAUCGGAUUUCACAGCCCUCAUACAUACCUGACCUUCAGGACAUCCUCAGAGUCCGAGUCCCAACCACCGGUAUCAUUGAAUACCCCUUUGACAUGGAGAAUGUCAUUUUCAGGAUGGUUGAUGUGGGUGGUCAAAGAUCAGAGCGGAGAAAGUGGAUCCACUGCUUUGAGAACGUCACCUCCAUCAUUUUCUUGGUGGCACUCAGCGAAUACGAUCAGGUCCUGGCUGAGUGCGACAAUGAGAACCGCAUGGAGGAGAGCAAGGCCCUGUUCAAGACGAUCAUCACCUACCCCUGGUUCCAGCGCUCAUCUGUCAUACUUUUCCUCAACAAGACCGACAUCCUCAAGGAGAAGAUCUUGUACUCUCACAUAUCCACCUACUUCCCUGAAUUCACAGGUUAG
Molecule: messenger RNA, 507 nt
Organism: Neolamprologus brichardi
Lineage: Eukaryota; Metazoa; Chordata; Actinopteri; Cichliformes; Cichlidae
Source: RefSeq, a predicted model, not a curated record